ACGCACUCCUGAACCGGUUGGUGAAAGCGAGGUUAAAGUUAAUCCAUUAUUGAACCACGUUUAGUUAAACCUUGCAAUUUGGGGCGUUAACCGCAUUUUAAACCUGGUUUAAAAUGGACGAGAGAAAACCGCGGUCUCGAGCGGCCAAUUUCACCAAAAACGAAGUCUCAACUCUACUUUUCCUGACCAGGAAAUACAAAAGCCAAAUCGAGCCCAAACCACUGGGGUCCAGCUCGAAUAAGGCGAAAGCAGAGGCUUGGAGAAGAAUAACGCGCGAGUUUAACGCCAUAACCGGCAACCGGGACAACCCCCGGAGUGUCGACGUGCUCAGAAACAAACUAUGCAAUAUUAAAAAAAUCGUCAAACGGAAAGCGCGUCAAAAAAUUAUUGGGAACGAUGAGGGGCACCGAGAAGAAAUUACAGUGUUGGAAUUGGAGAACGUCAAAGUGGAGGCUUCGCCUCCACGUGUUGUACAAUCGCCGGAUAUACUGGUAGAUGAAGAAUCGCCGAAUUUAUUGAUGGAAGAAACGCCGCAUGUUUUGGUUGCAGAAUCGCCGAAUUUAGUCACAGAGGGGUUGUUAGAGUUGCAAAAACGCUGUUUGUUGGAAGAACACGCUCUCAAGUUGCGACUUAUGCAAGAAAAGCACGAUCGGAGUCUCAAGAUUCAGGAGGAAGAAGCUGAGGAGAAGUUGAGACAGAUGAGGGAGGAACAUAUGUUGCAAAUGGAGAUUUUGCAACUGCGAAAGCACUGUUUGGUCAAACUGUAGACUGAACUGUUUUCUGUUUUUGUUUAAUAGUUUAAACUAGUUAAUAAAAGCGAACGUCUUGCAGUUUUUAUUAUUAAAUAAGUAAUCAAACGUAACUCGGAAGCUUUAAGAUAAUCAAGAGCCUCCUUAGAUGCUCAGCUAAAACUGAACGAUUAUGUUAUUUGUCCUGAGACUUCUGUGGUAUUAAUUUUUCUAGUGACAAAGAAAACAUUCGAACAACGAAUGUUUCUUUAAGUAUUUUUUUCCUCAUGUUUCUUAUUAUGAAAAUUUUAAUCGUCAGUCUGUUAAGAGGGCUAAGCUUAUCAUUGUUGCAUUUUUCCAAGUAAUUAGUGAAGUGGUUGAAUUUAAAUUAAUUUAAAACGAUUGGCGCUCGAAACGCCCUCAUUUUUUCUCUACCGUACUAUUUUUUUGGGUUCUGAAAAUCCUGCAAUUUUGUACCUCGUUUCGUCUCCUAACUUAUAGUCCUCCGUCGCCUCGAUCUACUGGCUGUAUAGAAAUUUUCCAAAACACCAUAAAGGCGAUAUUAAGGCACAGUUUAUUUAAAAUUGGCAAAUAAAAUAUUAAGCGGGUCAUUUAAUUACAAUUUCAAAAAUUUCGGAAUAGAUAGCAAGAAUUAUGCAAAACGACUCGUGGGUAUAUAAGUCUUUGCUGAAAAAUGUGGGUUUAAUUUGUGGAAAAAAUGGCGAAAUUGAUCAAAGUUUUCUUGGUGGCUGCUUUGCUGGUGUGUGUCAUCAACACUUGCCAAGGAUCUUUUGCUGACUCUUUAAAAAAAAUGGCCCACGAAUUCCAACAAAAGUUAGGUGGAGGUGGGAGUUCAGGGGGUUCAAGUGGUGGUAGUUCGGGGGGAAGUAAAGGAGGUUCCAGUGGAGGGAGCUCAGGAGGAGGCCAAAAGUCCGGCUAAUAAUUGUUUUUCUUCUAGUAAAAAUAUUUAUUUUUGGAAAUUGUUAUGGUGGUGGGGGUUACUUUGUUUAAUAAUAAAAUGACAAAACACGUAAAA
Molecule: messenger RNA, 1764 nt
Organism: Tribolium castaneum (red flour beetle)
Lineage: Eukaryota; Metazoa; Arthropoda; Insecta; Coleoptera; Tenebrionidae
Exons: 5
Coding region: 114-767 (217 amino acids)
Source: RefSeq, a predicted model, not a curated record